CCCACUUGGGUUUUACUUCUCUUGUUCUUUUCUGUGUACACUGUAGAGACUAAAAACCCUCACACCCUUAAACCCUAGUUUGUAGUCCUCUUGUAAGGUGUUUUUUGUGUGUGUGAUAGAGAGAUUCAUCCGAUGGCUACUUCAAUGCUCCUAAGAUCUUCGAUUCGUCGGGAAUUCCAUUCGACCUCUUUAGCUUCCUACAGAUCUUUGACUGGUAAUGGAAAGACUUCAUCAGUCACCUUACCUUUGGGUAACAGUUGGGCAAGUUUUACAAGAUAUUUUAGCUCAAAGCCGCCAGGAAAUGACGUCAUUGGUAUUGACUUGGGUACUACCAAUUCCUGUAUAGCAGUUAUGGAAGGAAAGGCUGCCAAAGUGAUUGAGAAUUCUGAAGGUGCUCGGACCACACCAUCAGUGGUUGCUUUCAACCAGAAAGGAGAGCGGCUUGUAGGAGCCACAGCUAAACGUCAGGCUGUGACAAACCCUACAAAUACAUUUUUUGCGACAAAACGUCUAAUAGGGAGACGGUUUGAUGAUCCUCAGACACAGAAAGAAAUGAAUAUGGUACCUUAUAAGAUAGUCAAAGCUCCCAAUGGAGAUGCUUGGGUGGAAGCUAACGGACAGCAGUACUCCCCAAGCCAGAUUGGUGCUUUCGUUCUUACAAAGAUGAAAGAAACAGCCGAGUCAUAUCUUAAUAAGGGUGUGAAUAAAGCUGUAAUUACUGUUCCAGCGCACUUCAAUGAUGCACAAAGGCAAGCCACAAAGGAUGCUGGAAGGAUAGCUGGUCUAGAUGUACAAAGAAUUAUUAAUGAACCAACUGCUGCUGCACUUUCUUAUGGUUUAAAUAACAAGGAAGGUACCAUUGCAGUAUUUGAUCUUGGAGGUGGAACUUUCGAUGUUUCUAUUCUUGAAAUUUCCAACGGUGUUUUUGAGGUAAAAGCAACAAAUGGAGACACUUUUUUGGGAGGGGAGGAUUUUGACAAUUCCCUUUUAGAAUUCUUGGUGGGUGAGUUCAAGAGAACUGAAGGGAUUGAUCUAUCAAAGGACAAGCUUGCUCUGCAGAGACUUCGGGAAGCUGCAGAGAAGGCUAAGAUAGAACUGUCAUCGACAUCCCAGACUGAAAUCAACCUUCCUUUCAUAACUGCCGACGCUUCCGGCGCUAAACAUCUGAAUGUAACAUUAACCAGAUCAAAAUUUGAGACUUUGGUGGAUCACAUGAUUGAAAGGACCAGAACCCCUUGUCAAAAUUGUCUGAAGGAUGCUGGUGUCUCCAACAAGGAAGUAUCUGAAGUUCUUCUAGUUGGAGGAAUGAGUCGUGUUCCCAAGGUACAGCAAAUAGUUGCUGAAAUUUUUGGGAAAAGUCCAAGCAAGGGGGUUAAUCCUGAUGAGGCAGUUGCAAUGGGAGCUGCAAUUCAGGGUGGUAUCCUUCGUGGAGACGUGAAGGAGUUGCUUUUAUUGGAUGUAACGCCACUAUCACUCGGCAUUGAAACUCUUGGUGGAAUUUUCACCAGGUUGAUUAACAGAAACACCACCAUCCCUACAAAGAAGUCUCAGGUCUUCUCUACAGCUGCAGACAGCCAGACUCAAGUUGGAAUAAAGGUGCUUCAAGGUGAGCGUCAAAUGGCAUCCGACAACAAGCUUCUGGGAGAGUUCGAACUUAUGGGUAUCCCACCUGCCCCUAGGGGCAUGCCACAGAUUGAAGUGACAUUCGACAUUGAUGCCAAUGGCAUUGUUACUGUUUCUGCCAAGGAUAAGACAACUGGAAAAGAACAACAGAUUACCAUUAGAUCAUCUGGAGGUCUUUCAGAGGACGAGAUUCAAAAGAUGGUUAGGGAGGCCGAGUUGCAUGCUCAGAAAGAUCAGGAGAGGAAAGAACUGAUUGACAUCAGAAAUUCUGCUGACACAACCAUAUACAGCAUUGAGAAAAGCUUAACUGAGUAUAGGGAUAAGAUUCCAUCAGAGGUGGCGACAGAAAUCGAGUCUGCUGUGUCUGACCUAAGGAAAGCAAUGGGUAAUGACAAUGCUGACGAGAUCAAGGGAAAGAUUGAUGCUGCAAACAAGGCAGCUUCAAAGAUUGGACAACAUAUGGCUGGAGGCUCAGGUGGGGCUGCCUCUGAAGGGUCCCAGGAUGGGGAGCAACCUCAGGAAGUAGAAUAUGAGGAGGCCAAGAAGUAGAGGUUGGAACAAUUUAUAGAUGAAGCACUGUGACUUUGUAUUUCAGUCAAAUUAUGGUAGGAAAUUAUUUCAUAAUAGGAAGCAGAUUGUGAAACCAGUCCGGAGAUUGGGGCGAUAUACUAAAACCAAUGCAGUUUUAGUCUAUUCUACAACAAUUAUUCUUUGAUGCUUUGUCAUCAUUAAGUUUUGGAAGCUGGAACAUCUACAUUUAAUGAGCAUAG
Molecule: messenger RNA, 2393 nt
Organism: Ilex paraguariensis (yerba mate)
Lineage: Eukaryota; Viridiplantae; Streptophyta; Magnoliopsida; Aquifoliales; Aquifoliaceae
Source: the annotation of a GenBank genome assembly